AUGCUGUGCUUGAGGAACGUGGUUGGACCUCCAAAAUCACUUACUGUUCAAGGCAACAAUGGAAACGGGCAUGAUUCUUCAUUGCCGUCGUUUCCAGCCGUAGAGUACAGAUGCAGUGCAGAGCUUGGAGACAUGUGCCAGGUCGUGCCGUCAUAUGCGGAGAGGGCGAGCGACGACGACAUCCGUCUAAACUUGCCAAAUGCACGACCGCGGACUGCCGUCCUUCUCUGUGGCAAGCAGCAAUGA
Messenger RNA from Pseudozyma hubeiensis SY62, 246 nucleotides. RefSeq lists its product as hypothetical. The coding region runs from base 1 to 246 and encodes 81 amino acids. The record is from RefSeq and is a predicted model, not a curated record. The transcript has a single exon. NCBI's taxonomy places the organism in Eukaryota, Fungi, Basidiomycota, Ustilaginomycetes, Ustilaginales, Ustilaginaceae.